Messenger RNA from Myxozyma melibiosi, 1515 nucleotides. RefSeq lists its product as uncharacterized. The coding region runs from base 1 to 1515 and encodes 504 amino acids. Lineage: Eukaryota; Fungi; Ascomycota; Lipomycetes; Lipomycetales; Lipomycetaceae. The record is from RefSeq and is a predicted model, not a curated record. The transcript has a single exon.
AUGACCGAGCUCAGGUUGAUUUUGGACAAGUCGAGAAAGUCGAUAGAGGAAAUAUCGCUUGGUCUGAUUAGCAGUGGCGAGGUCGAUAUCUGUACGCAGCUGAUCUUGUAUGGGAAAUACAAGGUCGGGGACAAAAUCAUCGAGCCAGAAUCCGAGUUUUCUGGAUACAAACUGGACUCCCUUCGAUCGCUAAAGUUCAAUACGGUGAGCUCGGUCUUUGACCGGCUAAUGGACUACCAUUUCGUGUUCAAACAGUCGAUCUUUGGUCAACUAGAGGAGCUGAGGAUCAGGAUUGAAAAUGCUCCUACGGUGCUUAAAUACUUUGGGUUUAGCGAGUUCCCCCGCCUGCGUGUCCUGGAAUGCUACACCGGACAAGAUAUAGUCGGAUCGUCAACAAACGAAGUCGCAUUCCUCGACAGCCUAGACGAAGCAGGCGGAGAUCGGGACCGGUACAAUCAGCAGCCGCAGCUAAAAGUUUUAAGACUAGGCUUGCCGUUCAAAAUCAGCAAGGUGAAUGAGUUCCCAUACUACCGGUCUCGAGCCAGUGUUGCAAUCUCGCCUCAAAGUCUCCAGCGACUACUACGGCUAGUUCCCGAGCUAGAAGAGUUUAGCUGCAGGAUGGUAAACACGAGAAGAGUGACAGACCGAAUGAUGAAUGUGCGCGGAGCGGGCUUGCGCCUUAAUCUGCGGGAAAUGACGCCAAAGCUGAAAACACUUGACCUCAGCUAUUCAGAACUGCGGGCGAUGCCGCUCGUGCCUGCCACAUGUGAAGUGAUUAGGUUGGACUACUGCGAAAAGAUGGGUCUACGUGCCUGCGAGACUUUUAGAGGAGUGCGGUAUUACACCGACGUGCUCGACAGCGAAGGCGACGGUUAUUUUCUCGCAAACAUGCCGGACGAGUAUUUAAAUCUAUGCAAGGUCAGCCUGGUCCACAGCGCUGUCGAGACCGAGAAGUUGUUUGACGGUUUAGUGCGGUGCGAUACCGAGCGCCUGACGCACUUGAACCUGCAUGGCUGCGACCAGAUCGAUUUCUCACAAAGCUUGCCUGCCAAAUCUGAUUUCUGCAAGAACUACAAGCGGUAUGGGUUUUUCGACGAUCCGUCGCGUUCCCCGCUUGCUCAGCUUGUGGUUCAUAUAUUCCCUAAUCUCGAGGAACUGUAUGUAGGGGGUAUAAGUUCAGUGGACGACGCUACUUUGGACGCGUUCACGAUGCUUGAGAACCUGCGUUUGCUUGAGAUUACAGACACGAAUACUACACUCCGAGGAAUUACGCAUGUGCUCUUGAAAGAGAAUACACCAACAACUACCGGCGAUUUGCAAAAGUCGCUAGCGCUCCGGCAGUUUGAUAAAUUCAGGACUCGGCUGGCUAGUAUGCCUAUCGAGCUGUUUCCGCUUUCACGGGUGAUUAUUUCAGAAGCUGUGGUUGCGGAUUGGUUUAUAGAUGCGUUUGUGGAGGUCGGGGUUGUGAUUGAGGUUGCAAGCAAUCUUUUUGAGGGGUAUCAUAGCUCGAAGUAG